Molecule: messenger RNA, 1372 nt
Organism: Chlorocebus sabaeus (green monkey)
Lineage: Eukaryota; Metazoa; Chordata; Mammalia; Primates; Cercopithecidae
Gene: TRNAU1AP
Product: tRNA selenocysteine 1 associated protein 1
Biological process (GO): selenocysteine incorporation
Cellular component (GO): nucleus
Molecular function (GO): tRNA binding
Source: RefSeq, a predicted model, not a curated record
GGAGCCUGCGCAGAAGGUGUCGGAGGCGCAUGCUCUGUAGCGGUCUGUGCAGCCAGCAUUGGCGCCCGCGCGGGCCUUUGAGCCCCGCCCGCAGAGCCCCUCCCGCAAAGCCCCACCCGGGUGCGCGGGCAUGGCGGCCAGCCUGUGGAUGGGCGACCUGGAACCCUACAUGGAUGAGAACUUCAUCUCCAGAGCUUUUGCCACCAUGGGGGAGACGGUAAUGAGCGUCAAAAUUAUCCGAAACCGCCUCACUGGGAUCCCAGCUGGCUACUGCUUUGUAGAAUUCGCAGAUUUGGCCACUGCUGAGAAGUGUUUGCAUAAAAUUAAUGGGAAACCCCUUCCAGGAGCCACACCUGCGAAACGUUUUAAACUGAACUAUGCCACUUAUGGGAAACAACCAGAUAACAGCCCUGAGUAUUCCCUCUUUGUGGGGGACCUGACCCCAGACGUGGAUGAUGGCAUGCUGUAUGAAUUCUUCGUCAAAGUCUACCCCUCCUGUCGGGGAGGCAAGGUGGUUUUGGACCAGACAGGCGUGUCUAAGGGUUAUGGUUUUGUGAAAUUCACAGAUGAACUGGAACAGAAGCGAGCCCUGACGGAGUGCCAGGGAGCAGUGGGACUGGGGGCUAAGCCUGUGCGGCUGAGCGUGGCAAUCCCUAAAGCGAGCCGUGUAAAGCCAGUGGAAUAUAGUCAGAUGUACAGUUACAGCUACAACCAGUAUUAUCAGCAGUACCAGAACUACUAUGCUCAGUGGGGCUAUGACCAGAACACAGGCAGCUACAGCUACAGUUACCCCCAGUAUGGCUAUACCCAGAGCACCAUGCAGACAUAUGAAGAAGUUGGAGAUGAUGCAUUGGAAGACCCCAUGCCACAGCUGGAUGUGACUGAGGCCAACAAAGAAUUCAUGGAACAGAGUGAGGAGCUGUAUGAUGCUCUGAUGGACUGUCACUGGCAGCCCCUGGACACAGUGUCUUCAGAGAUCCCUGCCAUGAUGUAGCCAGGCCAAAGGACAAGCCAGGCUGCACUAUGUGAGGGAGAUUAGAGACUCCUUUUAAAAAAAAAAAGAAAUGUGAAACCUUUUUGGAAAUAUGAUUUUUAAGAUUUUAAUGACUGUUUCUGGAGAUCAUGAGUAUUUCUACAACACUGCUGCAUUCAUUUGACCGUUUGAGUUUGAAGACCACGGGAACAACUUUUAAACAAGGUUCUAAUUGCUUUCCUUCACAGGAAUCCUUUGUCCAGGCAGUUAUCCACUCCUGGACACAGGACAGUUUGGGGUUACCCAAAACUGGGAUGAGCAGUUUGCAAUGAUCCACACACUAAAGCCUGGGUUACCGGUUUCUCAGUUAUAUAAAUGAAGUUUCUCAGGUAUGUAAAU